Molecule: messenger RNA, 2392 nt
Organism: Archocentrus centrarchus (flier cichlid)
Lineage: Eukaryota; Metazoa; Chordata; Actinopteri; Cichliformes; Cichlidae
Product: solute carrier family 25 member 44-like
Exons: 4
Coding region: 272-1219 (315 amino acids)
Biological process (GO): branched-chain amino acid transport; branched-chain amino acid catabolic process
Cellular component (GO): mitochondrion
Molecular function (GO): branched-chain amino acid transmembrane transporter activity
Source: RefSeq, a predicted model, not a curated record
UUUACCGGACAGCAGGUUUGGCUUUCCCUUGGUGUUGGGUGUGGUGCACACACCGGUGAAAUCCAGGGCGUUGCCCAGCAUGGUGUUCAUCCUGCGGAAGAUGUCUGCGUUGCUGCAGGUGGACAGCGCCGGAGACUCGAUGUCCGGGCUCUCCGGCCUGCGGGCUUCGUUUCUCUGCAGGAGAAGACCGUGAGAGGGAGGAAGCAUUAACCUAACACCCGUGCUAAAAGGCAAGAAUCAGUCUGAUGAGGGGGCACCUACGGCUGGCAGGAUGCAGCAGAAAAGGAACAUCCAGAUCAUCGAGUGGGAGGACCUCGACAAAAGGAAGUUCUACUCUUUCGGGUUGUUCAUGACAAUGACAAUCCGGGCCACAGUCUACCCGGCCACGCUGAUCCGGACUCGACUGCAAGUGCAGAAGGGCAAAUCGCUCUACGGCGGCACUUUUGAUGCCUUCUUCAAGAUCCUGCGGGCGGAGGGGGUGCGAGGCCUGUAUCGCGGCUUCAUGGUCAACACCUUCACACUUAUCUCAGGCCAGGCAUACAUAACCACCUACGAGCUGGUGAGGAAGUAUGUUUCGCAGUAUUCUGAGGACAAUACGGUCAAGUCGCUGGUGGCGGGGGGCUCGGCCUCCCUGGUUGCUCAGAGCAUCACUGUUCCCAUAGAUGUCAUAUCUCAGCAGCUGAUGAUGCAGGGCCAAGGGCAGCACCUCACACGCUUUCGGCUUGACUCUAACACUGAGACUGGAAAGCCAAAAAAAGUGUUUGGCCAAACCAGGAACAUUAUUGCUCAGAUUUUUGCUGCUGAUGGCUUCAGGGGUUUCUACAGGGGAUACGUGGCUUCUUUACUCACCUAUAUCCCGAACAGUGCUGUGUGGUGGCCUUUCUAUCACUUUUAUGCUGAGCAACUCUCUAAACUGGCUCCCAGCAACUGCCCUCAUCUGAUUUUACAAGCCAUGGCUGGACCUCUAGCUGCUGCUACUGCCUCCACUGUCACCAAUCCAAUGGAUGUGGUCAGAGCCAGAGUCCAGGUUGAAGGAAGGACCUCGAUCAUCGAGACGUUCAGGCAGCUGAUCAAAGAGGAGGGUUUCUGGGGAUUGACCAAAGGACUGUCCGCGCGCAUCAUUUCAUCCACACCCACUGCCAUCGUCAUGGUGGUCGGCUAUGAGACACUAAAGAAACUGAGUUUGCGACCAGAGCUGGUGGAUUCAAGACACUGGUAGAAGAUACCUGGACAGGCAUCGUACGGACCAUUUAUUGUGCCAAUUUUUUGGCCCUCAUCUUUUAGUUAGUUUAUGUGUAAACACUGAAUGAAAGAAGGGUCUGUUUUAAAUACAUCUAACAGCCUUGGGAUCAAAAUUGAGUAAUUUAAACACUUUUAAUUUGAAAUUGUUCAAACCAACCUGUAAAACCUGUAAAAAUGAAUUAAAAAUAUUAAGCGGGUUUACAGUUUGUAUGUGCUGCUGCUUAACAGAGCCUGCUGCUGGUUAGUACAGAUUAAACGGUGAAUGCAAUUUAGUUUCAGUAAUGGAGGGCACAUAAAAAGUAAUGCAGCUUAAUGGGAUUUUAUACAUUCUAAUGUUUUGAGAUGUCUGUGAUUGAAAGGCCCGUUGGAGGAUCUUUGCUGUGGAGAAAAGAGUUGAUUGCUGUUAUUACGUUUGAUUAUUUAUGAGAGUAACCAGUAACCUGUGUUUGCACUGUUCUGCCAAAGCCACCAACGUGUUUUGAUGAGAGUUUGGAUAAAAGGUCCUUUGAGUGGAGAUGACACAUUUACAUCAGCAGUAAACAAAUCUUUCCCAAGUGUUUGUGUCCUUAUGUUCGCCUUAUGUUUUGUUGCCGUUCUGCAGUUGCAGUUUUUUAUUUUAUUUUUUUUCUCUUGGCCUUUUUUUUUUUUAAAAAGCCGCCUUCAUUGUGACAUUAAAACAGCCAGUUCCUAUUAGAACAACACUAAAUGUUAGAAUCUAUAACUUUAAAAUAAAAAUUUCAUUUAAAGUUGUCAUGUAGUUGACAAUUUCCAAAAACAUGGUGCAUAACGUACAAUAUUUUAUCUACACUUUUUACUGAAAUUAGUAUGCAUCUUUAUUGGCAUUGUAGAAAAUAGCGCUGUGAUCAGGCUGGCUAGUAAAAGGCUCAUUUAGUGUUUUAACAGGAAGGUGAGCACAACUGGAAUAUUUCCAUUAGGCUGGGCUUGUGAGGCAAAACUGGCUGUGAACUAAUGCUGUUUCCCUGUUGUGACAGUAUGUGUCUGAGUGCAAUAAUGUGAAUGUUUUGUCCUGUUCAGCACAAAAUGUAUUUAUAUAUUUCCUCUAAGUUGUGUGAAUAACAUUUUAAAAUGAUACCUAAUUUAUUUUUUCUUUUGCAGGUUUCUUGAGUUUAGGGGAAUAUGAUGAUUAAAA